Penicillium digitatum Pd1 is the source of this 102-nucleotide messenger RNA. Lineage: Eukaryota; Fungi; Ascomycota; Eurotiomycetes; Eurotiales; Aspergillaceae. The record is from RefSeq and is a predicted model, not a curated record.
AUGGAGGAAUUAUUUAAAGCGGAUAUCUUAAUAACGCUUAGGGAGGAAUUAAUAUUAGUAGAGGUAAAAGUAGCGCCGAUUAUAGCGAAGCUUAUAUUUUAA